AGAAAUUCAAUCAUUACCUACUACCAGCGAGCCCUUCUUCCCGCCUCCUCAGCAUUUGCACUCUUCUUUACCUCUAUCCAUCCACUCCAGUUCACGGUCAAGAUGAUUCGGGCAGGCGCCGCAAGAGCGCUGUAUGCAGCCACAAGGACCCAGGUCCCCCGACAAUUACCUGCUUUCCGAUCUCGAAUCUCUACCUCCCUGCUACAAUCAUCACGAGUCACUCCCUCUUUUGUUGUUCCAAGCAUACGAUACUACUCAGCGCCCGCCGGCCUGUCGAAAGAGGAGGUGCAAGGGAGAAUAAUGGAUCUUUUGAAGAACUUUGACAAAGUCACAGAUGCAUCAAAGAUCAGCGGCACGGCACACUUUCAGAAUGAUCUUGGAUUGGACAGCUUGGAUACCGUCGAGGUCGUGAUGGCCAUUGAAGAAGAGUUCAGCAUUGAGAUCCCGGACAAGGAGGCUGACGCCAUUCACAGCGUCGACCAAGCAGUCACUUACAUUUGCGCCCAACCUGACGCACACUGAUGCGUGUUUGCCGGGCGCUGGGGGUUGUUGGUUGUAGACGCGGUUCAAGAAUCACAAAAAUAUCAAAGCACUGUACAUUUUCCAGUGGUGAGGAAAUGGAUUGCCCUUGUACUAUCAUCACACAAGACUAGAUCUACCGGAUCUCCACGAUGGUCUCUGAACAAAACCACCCAUUUCUAUCUUCUUUUGGUCUAUAUUUACGUCUAGCCUGUGAAGACCGGUGGUUGCUGGUCAGACAACUCCAGACUGCCUCAGCUCAGCGACCUCAGCGGAGUCAUAGCCGAGCUCCCCCAGAACCUGGUCGGUAUGCUCACCCAACAAUGGUGGCUUUAGCCUCACAUUCAUCUGUGCUCCCUCAAACUUCACGGCAGGUCCAAUCAGCCUGAGCAUACCAUCUCUUGCUGCUUCAAAGUCCUCCACGUCGACCACCAUAUUCCGGGCUUUCCCUUGAGGAUGCUCCAACGCCUCGACCACGUCGUUGAUCGCACCAUAUGGCAAUCCACUGCCUUCAAAUGCAGUCAUCCAC
Messenger RNA from Cladophialophora immunda, 1048 nucleotides. Its product is annotated as acyl carrier protein. Gene Ontology annotation, cellular component: mitochondrion. Lineage: Eukaryota; Fungi; Ascomycota; Eurotiomycetes; Chaetothyriales; Herpotrichiellaceae. The coding region runs from base 103 to 522 and encodes 139 amino acids. The transcript is spliced from 4 exons. Gene Ontology annotation, biological process: fatty acid biosynthetic process. Gene Ontology annotation, molecular function: acyl binding; acyl carrier activity. The record is from RefSeq and is a predicted model, not a curated record.